AUGGAGCACUGCAACUCCACUCUGGGAAGUGGCUUCAUAUUGAUGGGGAUUCUGAAUGACAGUUUGUCUCCUGAGCUGCUCUGUGCUACAAUCACAGUCCUGUACAUGCUGGCCCUCACCAGCAAUUGCCUUCUGCUCCUGGCCAUCACAACGGAUGCCCGACUCCAUGUGCCCAUGUACCUCCUGCUCGGGCAGCUCUCUCUCAUGGACCUCCUCUUCACGUCUGUUGUCACUCCCAAGGCCUUCAUGGAUUUUCUGCUCAGUGAAAACACCAUCUCCUUUGUGGGCUGUGCCCUUCAGAUGUUCCUGGCACUGACCCUGGGUGGUGCAGAGGACCUCCUACUGGCCUUCAUGGCCUAUGACAGGUAUGUGGCCAUUUGUCAUCCUCUGAACUACAUGAUCCUCAUGAGGCCGAGGGUCUGCUGGCUCAUGGUGGCCACAUCCUGGAUUUUGGCAUCCUUUAGUGCCAUUGUAUACACUGUGUACACCAUGCACUAUCCCUUUUGCAAAGCCCGUGAGAUCAGCCACCUGCUCUGUGAGAUUCCACCUCUGUUGAAGUUGGCCUGUGCAGAUACUUCCAUAUAUGAACUCACGGUGUAUGUGAUGGGUGUGACCUUCUUGAUUCCUCCUCUUGUUGCUAUCCUUGCUUCCUACACACUAAUCCUACUUACUGUGCUCCACAUGCCCUCAAAUGAAGGGAGACAGAAAGCUCUGGUCACCUGCUCUUCCCACCUGACUGUGGUCGGGAUGUUCUAUGGAGCUGCCACAUUCAUGUAUGUUCUGCCCAGUUCCCUCCACAGUCCCAAGCAAGACAACAUCAUCUCUGUCUUCUACACGAUGGUCACCCCAGCCCUGAACCCCCUUAUCUACAGCCUGAGGAAUAAAGAGGUCAUGGGGGCCUUAAGGAGAAUCCUGGGUAGAUAUAUGCUGUGGACACACUCCUGACAGAGUUGUCAAGUAGAGGUGGUAGGGGACUAAGUGUCAUGUGGCUGUGAUAAUGGUAGCUUAUAGAAGUCUGAUCAAACUCCAAUAACCUCUUACAUCAGAGGAGAGCUGCUCUCAUUUGACUGGAUUCUUAGACAAUUGUAGACAGAAGUAGCCUCAUAAGACAUAUUGGGCUUCUUGUUUAUUAGGUAGAUGGUUGUUAAAACAAUUAGUUGGAAAGAAUAAUCAAUUUUUGACUACAUUUGUACAAAUACUUAUGUUGAGAGAGUGGGAAAAACUAACGGGUCAUUUUUAUACCGCAAAAUGAAAAUUAAAGUACAGAAAUGAGUAAAACAGAAUGUGGAAGUUCCCAGGUUUCAAGUGAGCAUUGGAAAUAUAAUAGCAGUGAGAGUCAUGUGUUGUGUAUUUUGCUUGAGUUUUUUUUUUUCUUUUUUACUUUACAAUAUUGUAUUGGUUUUGCCAUAUAUCAAAAUGAAUCCACCACAGGUAUACAUG
This is a messenger RNA of Bubalus bubalis (water buffalo), 1440 nucleotides long. RefSeq names its product olfactory receptor 2AG1-like. Gene Ontology annotation, molecular function: olfactory receptor activity; G protein-coupled receptor activity. Bases 1 to 945 code for a protein of 314 amino acids. Gene Ontology annotation, cellular component: membrane. Lineage: Eukaryota; Metazoa; Chordata; Mammalia; Artiodactyla; Bovidae. Gene Ontology annotation, biological process: G protein-coupled receptor signaling pathway. The record is from RefSeq and is a predicted model, not a curated record. The transcript has a single exon.